GUCGAGUUUGACGUUUGAUGACGGAUUUGUUAUUGGGGGCGUAGUGAUAUCAUAAUUUUUAUCACUGAAAUUAAGGAAAACACCGUAUUUAUUUGCAAAAUAUACACAAUGUCCUCUCCUCCUCCUACUAAACCCCCUCGGGGGGUCAAACAAGGAAAAGAAACAAGUGGUUUGCUGAUGUCAGUAAUCCGCACUCUCUCAGCGAGUGAAACAAAUGAACAGCGGGAGAAAGAGCGAGCCAAACUCGAGAAGGAGUACAAGAAGAGUGAUGCAAGACUCGAUGAGCUUGUGGAACAACAUGCUCAGGAGAUUAUGGAUGUUAUGCAGAAAUUCGGUGCGGUUACCACAGCACUGUCAGUGUGGGGCCAGCACUGUGACGCGGUGGUCGCGCGACUCGGCGCGUGUCGCGGCUUGCUGCGGCUGCGGAGAGAUGAUCUGAGGAGACUGUGGGCGGACGCUCGUACCCAUCAUUAUGCACUACAGAUGUUGACUGACAUUGAACGCGUAGUAGUAUCAGAGCGAGAAACCCGCGAGUCGCUGUCCGCGGGCCGCGUGCUCGCCGCCGCGCACACGCUGAAGGCAGCCCUCGACACCGCCGACACCACGCUGUCGCAUGUCGACGCUCUCAACACUACGAGGCAGCAUUUACAGCAAAAGAAACGUGAGCUAGUGGAAGUGAUAGUCCGUCGCGUGAGUGAGGCGGUGUACCGCGACGAGCGGGCGCCGCUCACGAGACGCGUGUCCGCCAGGAGACGCACUGCGCUACUGCUGGCCGAAUUAACAAAAAGCGAAGAGGUGACAGACGCAUACUUACAAGAAGUGACACCGGAGUUCGAAGCAUCGUUAUCGGAGGAAGAUAAAACCUUUGAGACUACGGUCAUGAUAUCGCUUGAGGCUUUGGGCGUUUUGGAACAACUGAAAGAGGCUACUGAGAAAUUCAAAGUCCAAAUACAGAACGAACUUCUAGAAGUAAUAGACUCAGUCUCUCGCCGUAUAAUAGAGGAAGGCGAGGUUGAAGCGGAUGCUGAGUUAGACGAGGAUGGAGAGAUGCCCGACAGCGAGGGUGUGACAGAGACGGGCAGACCACUUGCGAGAUUGGUUACGAGUUUAGGGGAGGAGUUUAGAGCUUGCGCUACUAGGAAUAAGAGAUUGUUACAAUUAUGGAGAGCUUCGCUACAGAAGUAUCGGCUGCCCGACACCUGUCUACAUACUGAGCAGCAUUACUGGAGUGCCGUACAACAAGUGCUACAACUGCUGCUAACAGAAUACCUAGAGAUAGAGAGUGUGAACUUAGCGGCACAACGUUCCGUCGCCGCAGUGACCGACACUACGGAGCUGCGGCUCGCCGACUAUUUCGCUAAGAAACGCCCGCAGAGACGACGACCUAAACUGUUCAAGCUUUCAGGUCCCCCGGCGGUAUCGCCUAGCUUGUCAGCAAGACGUCACAACUACCCGCUAGUGUGUCGGCCGGAUCCCGCACAUUUGCAUGCAGUGUUGCCAGCCUUGCAUCCUCUGUGUGCUCACAUUGAACCUGUUACUGGGGGUGGCGAGUGUUCUCUCCGCGCGUUCAUCACGGACUACGUGCGCUGCGGCGAGUCCGAGCGCCUCGCGUCCGCCGCCAGGCAGCAGAUAGACGACGCCAUGCGGGCACCCAGCGCCUGGCGGGAGCGGGCCCCGCAUCAGGGACCUGGGUCUCGUCAGCGCACGAUCUUCACAUGUUGCGGCAUUGGGUGGCGGGCCCUCGCCGACACAGCGCUAGCCGCGCGUCGCUGCGGCACGUGCGGCGGCUUGGAGGCUCUGCGCGCGACUGGCGCCGCCCUCGCCGCGCUCGCCACGCACUGCCGGGCGGCGCAUGCGCGGCUCUGUCCUACUACUGCACAAGGACCACCAAGAGCUCAAAAGUGGUUGGCUGAUGACGACAUCGUAAGAUUCCUACAAUCACUACCCAACUGGACUGCUGCUAUUCAACAAGAUGCGAAGCUUAACGCUGACGAUUUAAAGCAAGCAUAUGAACGUGAGGCAGAGAUCCUAGGUUCGAGUCUCGGUGAUGGUGCGGUCACUCGCAAAGAAAUCAUAUCGGAUAUCAACGCGCUUGCUGAUCUAGCUGUGUUGUGUGAGACUAUGGACUGGUUAAGCACCAACAUCAGAGGUCUGCCAUCAGUGCUGGGAGGUCCGGGAGGCCUCACGAAGCUUUCCGACAAGUUCCUCAACGACUUGUCAUCUGCCGCCAUGAUAUUCGACGAGAUCGCACAUAAGUGUUUACUGUUUCUGCAUUUGGAGUUACGCAUCGAAUGCUUCCACUACCUGGGACAAGAGGACCGCGUGGAUGGCGCGGAUGACACGCAGAGCGAUGGGUCGCCGGCGGGCGGGGCGGCGUUGUUAGCUCAUGCGUUACUGACCUUCCAUGAACAUGCUGCACCCGUGUUGGCGCCGCAUCGACUUACCUACGUGCUAGCGGGCCUGGGCGAGAUGAUGUCGGCCGGCGUGGUGUGGCGCUGGCAGGGCGAGGCGGGCGCGCGCGGCGACUCGGCUCGCCUGGCGUCGCUGCGGCACUGCCUCGCCGCGCUGGCGCUGCCGCACCGCGGCCUGCACCGCGCGCACGCCUACCUGCACCUACUCACUUGUACGCCACAGGAGAUCAUAACAUCAGUUCGCGAGAAAGGCGCUCAAUUCACGGAGCUAGAAUACUUAAACGCUUUCAAAGUGAUCGAAACCCGUCGCGGCAUAUCGCCCACAGAUAUGAAAAUGCAUUUGAAGCAACUUUCUGCCGCUUUGGGCCAUGUGGGCGUCACUGUGUAGACUGAAUUGUUUAAAAAAAGGUUUAGUUUUUGUAUGAAAACUUUUUGGUUCAUAUUUAUGGUAGAUAGAUUAUGUAGUGCGGUAUAUACAAAGACUCUAUCUAAAAAAAUAAGAAAUAGGGAUUCUAAUAUUAUUAUGUUCUAUUAAAA
This is a messenger RNA of Helicoverpa zea (corn earworm), 2948 nucleotides long. RefSeq names its product exocyst complex component 4 (gene Sec8). Lineage: Eukaryota; Metazoa; Arthropoda; Insecta; Lepidoptera; Noctuidae. Gene Ontology annotation, cellular component: growth cone membrane; synapse; exocyst. The coding region runs from base 109 to 2799 and encodes 896 amino acids. The transcript is spliced from 18 exons. The record is from RefSeq and is a predicted model, not a curated record. Gene Ontology annotation, biological process: exocytosis; chemical synaptic transmission; Golgi to plasma membrane transport.